AUGCUCAACUAUAUUGCGACCAGUCUGCUCAUCGGCGCUGCAUCGGCAGCUGCUGUCAAACGCCCGACGUACUCUCACGGAGACUGCCAUCAAUUUGCCAUACCGAUCAAGGCAUCGAGUCCAGGCGCUGUCUACAAACUCCCUGUGGUGAACAAUGACUUGACCACGACGGCGUGGGCUGUUGCUGCCGACUGUUGGAGCUCAGAGGUCCGCGAGGUCGUCGAGAACAUCACGAUCAGUGGGACUUACAGCAUCCAUGCGCAGCUCUGCGUCCCUACCGGGUCCAACGCAAAGGAUGUCCUUCAAAUUGCCACCCACGGCGGCCACUAUGACAAGCGCUACUGGGACUCGGAGUAUAGGCCCAAAGACCACUCUUGGCGGAAAGAGCGACAUCCCCGACGCUACCGCGGUGUGCAAACCGGCAUCGAGCUCGACAUUUUGCGGCAACUGACGAAACAUGCUCGCGAAGGGACACUGCUCUCCCCGAAGGACUGGCACAUGGCGCCAUCCAGCCCACCUGCCAAGAUCGUUCAUCUCGGCCACAGCUUCGGCUCUGUCAUGACCACCGCAUUCUUGACAAACUAUCCCAACGAGACAGACGGCGGCAUAAUCACUGGGUUCGCGAUUAAUCCAUAUUUCGGGCUCACGGGGAUGAGCUCAUGGUACGCCAACUAUGCAGCCACCACCCAUUCGCCCGAUGGACCCAAGUGGGAUCGACCUUCAGGCUAUGUAGUCUCCCAGAAAGAAGGCAUCCAGGUGGUGUUCUUCGGUGGCGAUCCAUCAACUGCCUUCACAGAGGAGCAGCUCGAGUAUGGUGACAAGAUCAAGCAGCCACUGCCGAUCGGUGAACUAGCUUCCGGCGCGCAAGUCCUUGGACGGCCCGGAGGUGGCUUCACCGGGCCCGUACAGUACGUAUUGGCUGAGUUUGAUAUGUUCAUAUGCAAGGGUGACUGCAAAGGCGCGACGAACGAGACAGUGCUGAGGAAUACACAGUGGCCCAAUGCCGCGGAUAUCGAGGUUGUAGUGCAGCCAAACACUGGCCACGCCUUUCCGCUGCACAACAACGCUACGGCUGGAUUUCAGUUAACUUGGGACUUUUUGGAGAGGCACGGUCUGUAG
Molecule: messenger RNA, 1119 nt
Organism: Cyphellophora attinorum
Lineage: Eukaryota; Fungi; Ascomycota; Eurotiomycetes; Chaetothyriales; Cyphellophoraceae
Exons: 2
Coding region: 1-1119 (372 amino acids)
Source: RefSeq, a predicted model, not a curated record